Messenger RNA from Xenopus tropicalis (tropical clawed frog), 2515 nucleotides. RefSeq names its product retinoblastoma binding protein 5 (gene rbbp5). Gene Ontology annotation, cellular component: nucleus; Set1C/COMPASS complex. The transcript is spliced from 14 exons. Bases 204 to 1823 code for a protein of 539 amino acids. Lineage: Eukaryota; Metazoa; Chordata; Amphibia; Anura; Pipidae. The record is from RefSeq and is a predicted model, not a curated record.
AGGGCCGGCCUGGAGAGUUUACCACAGUGCUUGAGGAUACCAGUGGUUUUCCGUGGCGCUACUUGAUUCUUUGAUAUCGGGUGUCAAGGAGAUUUGCUCUUUUGUAGCCCUAGACUCGUACCUUUCUGCGGGCAUUGCUUCCAUAUUGUGGCCCCCGCGGGGCCCCGGGUAGUUUGAAAGGGUUCUGAACCAUAUACGGAAAGAUGAAUCUAGAACUACUAGAAUCCUUUGGGCAGAAUUACCCAGAAGAAGCAGAUGGCACGUUGGACUGCAUUAGCAUGGCCCUUACUUGCACCUUCAACAGAUGGGGCACACUGCUUGCUGUGGGUUGCAAUGAUGGGCGUAUUGUUAUCUGGGAUUUUCUUACCAGAGGAAUUGCUAAGAUCAUCAGUGCCCAUAUCCACCCUGUGUGCUCUCUUUGCUGGAGCAGAGAUGGGCACAAGCUAGUUAGUGCCUCAACAGAUAACAUGGUUUCGUUGUGGGAUGUCUUGUCAGGAGACUGUGACCAGCGCUUCAGAUUCCCUUCCCCAAUCCUUAAAGUUCAGUUUCACCCCAGAGAUCAGAACAGAGUUCUAGUGUGCCCUAUGAAAUCUGCCCCUGUCAUGUUAACACUGUCUGACUCCAGCCAUGUGGUCCUUCCAGUGGAUGAUGAUUCUGACCUCAAUGUUGUAGCUUCCUUUGAUCGGCGAGGAGAGUACAUAUACACAGGGAAUGCAAAGGGAAAGAUCCUGGUUUUGAAGACAAACACUCAGGACUUGGUGGCAUCUUUCAGAGUAACAACCGGCACUAGCAACACUACAGCUAUAAAAUCCAUAGAAUUCGCACGAAAGGGGAGCUGUUUCCUGAUAAACACAGCAGACAGAAUAAUUAGAGUGUAUGAUGGACGAGAGAUACUGACAUGUGGGCGGGAUGGUGAGCCAGAACCCAUGCAAAAGCUCCAGGAUUUGGUAAACAGGACACCUUGGAAGAAAUGCUGCUUCUCAGGUGAUGGAGAAUACAUAGUGGCAGGCUCUGCACGACAGCAUGCAUUAUAUAUAUGGGAAAAGAGUAUUGGCAACUUGGUGAAAAUCCUACAUGGAACCCGUGGGGAGUUGCUUUUAGAUGUUGCAUGGCAUCCAGUCCGCCCAAUUAUUGCUUCUAUCUCCAGUGGUGUGGUCUCCAUCUGGGCUCAGAAUCAAGUGGAAAACUGGAGCGCAUUUGCCCCUGACUUUAAAGAACUUGAUGAGAAUGUGGAGUAUGAAGAGCGAGAGUCUGAAUUCGACAUAGAGGAUGAAGACAAGAGUGAACCUGAACAGACAGGAGGGGAUGCUGCAGAGGAUGAAGAGGUAGAUGUUACCAGUGUGGACCCCAUUGCAGCAUUUUGCAGCAGUGACGAAGAUCUUGAAGAUACCAAAGCAUUACUCUACCUACCCAUUGCCCCUGAGGUGGAGGACCCAGAGGAGAACCCCUAUGGGCCACCUCCUGAUGCUGUUCAGAUGUCACUGAGUGAAGAUGGAGUUGCAACAGACAAGAAAAGGCAAGCCUCCUCUGAUGGUGUUCAGCCUCCAAAAAAGAAGCCUAAAACCACAACAAUUGAUAUUCAAGGAGUACCUAAUGAUGAAGUUCAUCCAUUGCUAGGAGUGAAAGGGGACAGUAAAUCAAAGAAGAAACAAUCAGGCCGGCCAAAAGGAGUUAAAGGUAAAGAAAGAGACUCUCCGUUUAAACCGAAAACAUCCAAAGGGGACAGGGGCAUGCCAUUAGAAGCAGCAAUGAAAGGCAAAGCUCCAAGUGAGCUGGCCCAGGUGCUGACAGGAGGCGGUGCUGCCAUCUCUGAGCUUUUAUAAGAGUCCAAGCUUUCUCUUGCCGUCGGAAACAUACCACCAGCUUAUUAUUUGUUUUUAACCUUGUACAUUACAUGGACAGCACAUGGAACCUUGUCCUUUCUGAUCCUCCUUCAUUUAAUCAUGAUAUGGAUGGACACGUUGCCAGUCACAGCUAAUGGUAUAACUGUAUCAUUACAGUCUCUCUCCUUUACAGUGGUAACAUCUACCGCCUAUGGUUCUUAAUCGUUUUUCAGCGACAGAUGCAUAACUUGUAAUGUUUUCUCACAUGUAAUGUUUACUGUUUUGUGCGUCAAGAAGAAAUAUGGUCUUUCUAUUUUUAUACAGUUUGUUUUUGGCUUCCCUUAUUUUAUUUAAGUUGGGUCAGUUCCCUAGAAGGCUUCUCUUUGGAUUAUUAUUGCUUUUUAUCUUGAACAUCAAUGGAAACUUUGAAAGUGGAUUCAUUCUUAAAAUGAAAGACAAUAAACACUGUGAGGAAAGCUCGGGCUACAGAUACAAACUCACUGUGCCUUCAGUGCCCAUCCUACAACAGAGAUUCAUUUGAGGUGUCGCUGAGAAGGAGAAAAGGUCUUUCACUGAUAAUUAUUUUUAAAUUCAUAUUUUUUCUCAUUUUCCUGAUGUGAAGAUGAAUUUAUUCCCUUGGAUUUCAGUUCUUCCUUACUGGCAGGGGAAAUAAAACUUCCUUGUUUUGUUUA